Trachymyrmex septentrionalis is the source of this 1305-nucleotide messenger RNA. RefSeq names its product methyltransferase-like protein 6. The transcript has 7 exons. The coding region runs from base 235 to 1059 and encodes 274 amino acids. The record is from RefSeq and is a predicted model, not a curated record. NCBI's taxonomy places the organism in Eukaryota, Metazoa, Arthropoda, Insecta, Hymenoptera, Formicidae.
UGUAAAGAGCUAUUUUCUUCGGAUUGUGUAUAUUACGCCUUCGAAUUUACCGCUAAAUAUCACGUGAUAUUACGUGGCUAUUUCUAUCAUGGCAACAGCGCAUGCAACGUUGCCUUUUCAUCUAAAGAUUAUGCCGCUCUUCUUGACUCCACCCUCCACGUCGAACGUUUCAUCGUCCAUUUCUUUCCGGCGUUUCAACGAGAAAGGUUCAACGUGUCCUCAAUCUUGAAAAGAAUGAGCGAAUAUGUCGAAAAUGCUGAAUCGAAUGUGGGCCACGUGGCAAAGCGUCUCACGCCGGAGGAAAUCGAUAGAAUGCGGGCGCAGGAUUCUCGCUUGGUGACCGAAUUUCGCGCGAAUCAGCUUGAGAGAGACGCGAAAAAGCACUGGGAUUUGUUUUACAAGCGGAACGAUACCAGAUUCUUCAAAGAUAGACACUGGACCACGCGGGAAUUUGAUGAGUUGCUGGGUUUGGGCGGCAACGGAAAUCAAAAUGUCCUCCUUGAGGUGGGCUGCGGGGUCGGCAAUUUCGUUUAUCCGUUGAUAGAGGACGGAUUGAACUUUCGGAGAAUAUUUGCAUGCGAUUUAUCCACGAGGGCAAUCGAGUUGUUGAAGAGUCAUACGUUAUUUGAUCUGGGAACAAUGAAAGCUUUUCAAGCGGAUGUUACAUUAGAAAAUUGUUUUGCUGAAAUUGAUUGUCCAGUUGAUGUUGCAACUCUGAUCUUUGUAUUAUCAGCCAUUCAUCCUAAUAAAUUUCACAAAGUUGUCCAAAAUAUAUACAAUGUUCUUGGUAGUGGAGGAAUCUUGCUCUUUAGAGAUUAUGGAUUGUACGAUAUGGCACAAUUACGUUUUAAACCUGGAAACAAGAUCAGUGAGAAUCUCUAUAUGCGGCAAGAUGGAACCAGGAGUUAUUAUUUCUCUAUAGAACAAAUAGCAUGUCUAUUUGAAUCUGUCGGUUUUCAAACAUUGGAUUGUGACUACAUACAGAGACGUACAGUAAAUUUAAAGGAGAACAUUGAUGUUCCGAGAAUCUUUGUUCAGGCAAAAUUUAAGAAACCGUGAAUAUGUAAUAAUGAAAUGGUACUGCAGUUCAGCAGCACUUACGAUAAACUGCAGAGAAAAGUUUAAUUCUUUGGUAGAAACAUGGAAGUGACGCAGUCCAUAUCCAAGAUGUCUCAUACGACAAGUUGAAAAAAAGGAAUGCUUUCUCAUUCAACAUACUUUAUCCCAAAGAUAUUCCUGUGAAUGUUCUCAGGAUGUUCAGAAUAUCCGUUGGACAUUUGUGCUAUAUGGGUUUUUAAAUACGUG